CCUUUCCUUGCAACUGAUCUUGAUUUAUAUUUAGCAGUGAUAUAGAUGUUUUGUAAAUAUUCAGUGUAUUUAAUGUAUAGUCACUUAGUUUAAGCAGCAAUGCUUUGAGUUUUUUUUUUUCAAACCAACAGUAUUUUUUGAUUUGUUGUCCAAAGUAAAAAAACAAAACUAUUUCUUUGUAUUAUUCCAGUCUAACAUGGUCAUUGAUUUUCUUUUUUUAUGUAUUUUAGAAUUUAAAUGAAUAUAUCACUGCAUUAAUAGUGCUGAAGCAAAAGAUUGUUGAUUCGGAUCAUCUGGUGACAGAGUACCGACAAAAGUGUGAUGAGCUUGAAAGAGUUGAAAGGGAGUCUGCUACACUUCAUCGUCAGCUUGAUGAACUGCUCUUAAAGAUGAAACCCCUGGAAAAACAAAAAGAAGAUCUGGAUUCUUUAAAGACUGAACUAGAAGAGAAAAAGUGCUCCAUUAAGAUGUACCAACAGACAUUUUGUGAAAUGCAGAUGCUCAAGGAUGAACAUACUAAAACAGAAGCUUUGAAAAAGAAGUAUGAAAUGCAAGCUAAAAAACUGGAAGAAACAACUGCCAAACAGAACAGUGAGAUUAAGCAGUUAAGGAAAGAGAAAAAACACUUGGAGAAGCAUUUAGAGCGCACACAGAAAAAUCUUGAGGAAAGUGAACGACGCAUUAAAGAAAAAGUUUUAAAACAUGUAAGCACUCAGAUAACUCCACCAAAGGAAGAUAGAAAAGAAAUCGACAAAAGUAAAGUCCAGCUCCUUUUACAGGAAAUUUGGAUGUGCAUAGAGCCUUCAGGUCCAGAAUCACAGUGGAAAGAAAACAUGGCUGUUUGUGUUGAGAGUGGUAAACAACUGAGAAUGCCCCCUAGUGUACAGAGCUCCAAGCCGAACCAGCAUCUUCUCAAUGAACUGGAAAAUCAAUUUCCUUGUCACAGUACUACAUCUCUCACUAGCCCUCUAAGAGACAUCUCCAGAGAAUCAUCUGUUCAGAGCAGUCCAUUAAGUUCUCCAGGUUUGCAGCAUACUUAUAUGUUGCCUGUUGAACCCAAAUCUAAGAAACAAAAGAAAUUGAAAAGGAAAGGCACCCGUAUUACAAAAAAUGAUGAUUUUAUUACUACAACUGCAUUGAAUGGUCAAACACCAGAACAUUCUGACAAAGAGCAACACAAUGAUAGUGAUUUUAUUCAUUCUUCUGAAGCAUUCAGUGCUGAUUCCUGUGAAAAUCUUGAAGAAAUAAUGAACUGUUUUGAGCCCUUGCCCCCACCUCUGUCUCCUGUACACUCUGUAGUGUCACAUAAUCAGGAAAAUUUAUUUGGUGACAUAUCAGAUUUAAGUGAAAUGGAAACCGAUGGUGAAGAAUCAUUUAUUGAAGUUGAAAAUGAAACUUUUAAGAAUAACAAAUCUGAACUAAGUAGUGAGGAUUCUGAGCACUUGCAAAAUAAUUCAACAACAAAAUGCAUAUCGAACUUUUCUGUGCUUACUACUGAAAUCUUCCAGGUAGACCCACACCUUAUAAAUGAAGCAAAAGAAUGUACUUAUAAACAAGAGGAAAAAGGUGAUAUUCAUGAUAAUAACUCUGCUUCCUGUGAAGAUAUUCAUCGUACUACAGAGAUACAAAAAGAGUUGGUCAAUGGCAGUGUCAGUUUCAGAGUGAAUAAAACCCAGAAUGAAAACUCGUCGAGGAUAAGUAAAAGUAGUGAUUCAGAAGACUGUGAGACAAGUUUGAAUUUUAACCCCAAUUCUAAAGUCUGUCUAAGUGAAGAAGUUACAACUAAAGAGCACAUUCUAGGCAUAACCAAUGAAAAAUAUGAUCUUUUGUCUCAAAGCAAUGCAGACUCAGUCCCAGAUGAAAUGGAAAUAAGCUUACAGGCAUCGGAAAACAAUACAAUUGAUUGUUCUUCAUUUCAGGAUUCUGUAUUUGAUAUAAAUUUGCAUGUAAAUACAUUUGUUUCAACAGACAGUUCAGAUCAAAAUAAACCAGAAAAAAGUUAUGAUAAAAUUACUCUCAGUAGCUGUGAAGAUGUUGCAAAUAAACACGAAGAAACAUUGAAUGAAGAUUCUCUUGAAAAUAAUUCUUCGAACCAGGAAAAGCAAGUUAACUGCAAAUAUGUAUUGAAGAAUUCAGCAGAUCUUAUGACUUAUGAGAAAUCCAUAAAAAGUAACACAACACACAUGAUCAGUGAUGGUGAAGCAAAGAAAGAAACAGUGGAGAGUUCUGAGAUUUUGUCAACAGUUACGGAAAGGGGCAUCAAUGAAACAGAACUAAAACACUCCGAUGUGAAAAAGCCAUAUAGCAGCUCUGUGGCUGAGAGUAGUUUGAAUACUUUUGACUUUAAGGUUCAUGCUCACUUGCUUAGCCAAGAUAUUAAUAUUGAAACAUUGACGCAUGACAAUCUCACACCACCAAAAAAGAAAGAGGAUUGUAUUUCAGAAAAUAGAAGUUGCAUCAAACAGAACUCUGUGAAUGUUGAAGUACAGAAUUUGCACUCCACUAAUGUAAUAAAUAAUAUUAAGGAUACCGAAAUGAUGCCAGAAAAAGAAAAGGUUGGUGAUGGAAAUCUGCCGUUACAAGAUAUCUUUGCUAAACACAGUUCUUCACAAAAACAAGAUAGUGGCCACCACCCGGAUGCUAUGCGACAUGAGUCUGAUGAAAUAAUUGCUGCAACAAAGAAAUACAGUCCUGGUCCUAAACCCUCUGUUGAUUCAGAGUCUUCUUUAGAAAUGGGAACAUUAAGCAGACCACCUAAUGUUAAAGCUAUAUUGGAAGUGCCUGUUACCUCUGGUUUGAAACAAGUCUCAGGAAUAAAACAUGAUUUUCAAAAUCAUAAAGUAUUAAUCGGAAAUAAUGUCUCUUUUAAUGGCACAUCUGAUCUAAAUUGUAGUGCUAAUGAUUCAGAAGGUGAACCCGAGACUUUUAUACCACAUAGAAUGCUUAAGAAACUGGGAAGCCAACGUCCACGAACCUUAUGUUUAAGUGAUAAUGGUUUGGGAGAGUCCGAGUUGUUAUUUGCAACAAAUUCUGUAAAUAUUCCCACUCUUGACCAAUAUAAAAAUAACAAUAAUGUUGAUGAAUCAGUAAAUGUAAAUCAGGGCAAUAAAGAUACACAGGAAGAUGCCAGUAGAAAGUCGGCUUUUAAAAUUAAUGUCAAUUUCUGUGCAACAAAAUUAACUCCCAAGUGUCAUACAGUACCAGAACUACAACAUUCAGAAAAUCAAGAAUCUGCUGAAUUUGUAAUAGAAGCAUAUGAAAAGUUAAUAGAAGUUAGAAGCCAAGAACCUAAUAUAAAUAUGUUUCUUUCUGGUCAUCAGGAUAGGAGUGACUCUGGAAAAUAUUUUGAACUUUUACAGUUUAAUGUACAUCAACAAAAGGAAAAGGACAAAGCGACUGAAAUAUCUGUAGAACCUUCCAGUAAUUCAAGAGCUCAGAGUAAUGUAAAUGAAAAUAGUAUGCCUUUGUGCACCACUCUUUUAUCAAAAACCCAAACAGAACCAACAGUGUCUGCAUUACCUACUAAUAGCAUAGUUUCAGGAUCUCACAAUAAUCUUGAUAAAAAUCCUACACCUGCAUGUACUAGUCUUUCGUUGGACACUCUAGCAGAAUCGGCAAUAAUCCCAUUACCUGUUAAAAUCAAGACCUCAAGAUCUCAAAGUAAUGUGAAUGAAAAUAGUAUGCCUGUGUGCACCAGUCUUUUGUCAGAGACUGAGAAAGAACCAACAGCAUCAACACUGCCUGUUGAAAGUACACCAUCAAGAUCUCAAAAUAAUCUUACACAUAGAAAUAGCACACCGCUGUGCCACAGUCUUUCAUUGAAUGGUAAGAUGGAACCAUCAAUAACUGCUUUACCUAUUAAAAUCACAGCAUCAAGUUCUCAAAAUAAUGUAGAUGAAAAUGGUGUUCCUGUGUGCACCAGUCUUUCAUCAGAUAUCCAGAAAAAAUCAACAGUAUCGACAUUGGCUAUUAAAAGCAUACCUUCUGAAUUGGACAAGGAAACAAUAUUAGCAAAGGAAAAAGGCUUAAAUAAAUAUGUCUACAACUCUGUAGAGAAUGAUGCGUCGGUUCCAUCAGCAAAAAAAAAUGUAAUGUUAGGCAUGAUGAAAGAGGGGGAAUUAUGUGGAACAAUUCCAACAGUGCAUGCUACUGCGGAUACUUCUACCUCAUCACAACCCUCUUCAGAUUGUCUAAGAAAAAUGCGAUCAGAGAUGGGCCCUCCACUUCCUCCUCUGCUAGCACCCCUUACAGCUACACCACCUCGAGUACCGAGACCUGUCUCUCCCCUUUCAUCUUCUUUCAUGUCACCAAUGGAAGAAUUGGUUUCCCCCUUAAAAGAGACACCUAUUCCUCCUCUUAUGUCUCCACUUUCAGACGUACAAAAAUGUAAAUCUCUAUCUUUUGACACUCCUUCACCUUCUGACAUGAAUAAUUUAGGAAGAAUACAAUCUUCUCCUUUGCAGUUUUGUGCAGCUACUCCAAAGCAUGCUUUACCUGUUCCUGGUAGGCUGCCUCAGUCAGCUGUUACUGCCAGCACAUCAUCUGCUAGUAUACAUCAAGAGAACUCUGUAAAGAUUUUGGACACAAUGUACCCAGAACUUUCUGCCCGUGCUAGAACUUUAAAUAUUCUUAAAGGGAAUGUCAAACCUAUCAGGUUUGUCCCUUCAUUGGACAGCAGUUUACUCGGACAAGGUAAUAGACUUUCAGGUUUUACAGCCAUUAACCCUUCUGCUACUGUAUUUACUAAAACAGUUAAAACCUGUGACUCUAAAAACAGCCCUUUCCAGCCUCCAAAAGAAACCACUGAAUCCAAAAGACUGAGUUCUGAUCAAACAAGGAAGAGACCCUUUGUUCUUUUGCCUAAGAGUGCUGCCAAGAAGCUUUGUUUAGAUGGUUAUUCACCAGUUGCCAAUAGGUUAAAUAGUCCAGUCUCUGCCUCCAGUGAUUCGGAGGCAAACAAACUUGACAACCCCCUUUCUGAGGUCAACAGGAAUGAAAAAAACAAUUUGCCGGAAACUGUGACCACUUCCAGCAUUCUGGCUGUUGGAAUGAAGGGACUUUUUGAAAAAAUUGAACAUUGCUGUUUUGAUUUGUGGCCUGUUGUCCAUAGUCAUAUCAUUGUUGGGAACAUUUCUGUCAUGCCAGUAAUGAGAGACGAAGAAAAGGAGGUUAUCUAUGAAAUCUGUGUAUCAAAAAAGCUGUCUGCAGAAGAAUUUCUUUCAGCUAUUGCCAUGAAAUUGAAAACUGAAAAAAAUAUCCUGAGUAAAAACUAUCUCCAAGCCCUUUGUCGUGUUUAUGUUGGAAUCUGUCGACAACUUGGGGACUUAGAAAGAGCACGAGUUUUCGCAUAUAAUGUUUUGAAAGAAGGCUUCCCAGAUUCUGAAAAGCUGGCUUUAUUCAUUGCAAGCACGUGGUGUGAUGUUUUCUCCAUGCAGGGUCUCAUUAAUAAAUCUGUAAUGUCUGUGAUUAUGGCAAGAGCUAAAGGAGAUAUUUUAAAGUGUUUCCAGGCAUACACACGCUCCAACAAGAGUACCCCAUGUGCUAUAGCACAGGUUGUUUCUGGUAUAUUCAUUGCCUUGGAAACUGGACUAAAUAUGAGAUUCCAGAGCCAUGAAAAAUACGGUGAAGAUUUAAGUUCUAAUGUAUGGGAGUACAUUUAUGCCACUGAACUUUUGUGUACCCAGCAGCAGUGGACAUGGACCCAUGACAAUUUAAUUUGCAAACAAAUCUGGCCACAGAUGGACAAGUGGAUUAAGCAAUUUAAAGCUUCAUCACAAACGAGUAUACCUGAAGUUAGUGUUGCAGCCAUACUACGUCUAAUUGGUCGACUUGGGCAGAUUGGUAUGAAGGAAGGAUUCUUAGCUUCUGUGAAAAAUGUUGCUAGUGUCAUUAACACUUUUGGCAGACAUUCUAAUAAAGAAGGUAUGCCCUGGGGUGUCCAGCUGGCUGCAUUCUAUGCAAUAUAUGAUUUGUCUCCAUGCAAUCCAAAAGAAGCAAUGGACUCCCUAGCAACGUGGCGAUCAGAAGUUUCACAAACAGUCCCUCCUGCUGUGACCAGCUGUCUGACACAGCUGAACUGUGUGUACCGUCAGAUGACAACUCUAACCUAAAUUUAGGGACACCACAUUAAUAUAUUGGUCAUAUUGUAAGUUGCACAAAAUCAUCAACAAAAAAUUGCACAGUUUAUUUCCAAAAUUUCUUUAAUAAUAAUUUAACUGCAGUGUUUCGCAUUUCAAUGUAGUUUGGUAAAAGUCAGAUUUUUAUGGCUCUUAUGCAAUUUUACAUUUAAAUGUACUGUAAAGUGAACUGUAUAUGCUGUAUUAUAUUCUGUAAAAAUGUACAGGACAUAGGCUUUCAUAAGUUUUUCAGUUAUUUGUUACUUUAUUUUUUGUAUUCUAAUUAUGUUAAUAUUUUGCUCUUUGUAAUGUUUUUAUAUUAAAAUAGACAACUGAUAGA
Molecule: messenger RNA, 6456 nt
Organism: Erpetoichthys calabaricus (reedfish)
Lineage: Eukaryota; Metazoa; Chordata; Cladistia; Polypteriformes; Polypteridae
Gene: ice1
Product: KIAA0947-like (H. sapiens)
Exons: 18
Coding region: 390-6110 (1906 amino acids)
Source: RefSeq, a predicted model, not a curated record